This is a messenger RNA of Sinocyclocheilus anshuiensis, 2306 nucleotides long. RefSeq names its product choline-phosphate cytidylyltransferase B-like. Gene Ontology annotation, biological process: CDP-choline pathway. The record is from RefSeq and is a predicted model, not a curated record. Gene Ontology annotation, molecular function: phosphatidylcholine binding; choline-phosphate cytidylyltransferase activity. The transcript is spliced from 8 exons. Lineage: Eukaryota; Metazoa; Chordata; Actinopteri; Cypriniformes; Cyprinidae. The coding region runs from base 75 to 1154 and encodes 359 amino acids.
AGGCUUGUCACACAUCUGGCAAGCGCAAGCAGUGCAAAGCCAAAAGCAAGGGACAGUCAACUAAAAUCUCUACCAUGGUGAACAGGAGGCGAAAUGGAUCUCGUGCUAAUGGUCGUGCUGGUCGAGGAGGGGUUCAAGCACAGCAACAGCAGCAAUGCAAGCGGUCACCUAUUAAGGCUCUUAGAGAACCAGCCAUCUUUUCUAAACAAUCAGGCAGCGCCUCGGACACCCCACAUGACAAAGUGACUUUAGCCCAGGCUCGCCGUGGCACUCCAGCUCACCGGCCCGUACGAGUGUAUGCCGAUGGAAUCUUUGACCUCUUCCAUUCAGGUCAUGCCCGGGCUCUGAUGCAGGCCAAGAAUUUGUUCCCGAACACACAUCUGAUUGUUGGCGUAUGCAGUGAUGCCCUGACGCACAAGUAUAAAGGCUACACAGUGAUGACAGAGGAUGAACGUUAUGAAGCCCUUAUACACUGUCGUUAUGUGGACGAGGUGGUCCGUGAUGCUCCCUGGACCCUCACUCCUGAAUUCCUUAAAAAACACAGGAUUGACUUUGUGGCACAUGAUGAUAUCCCAUACACCUCUGCUGGAUCAGAAGAUGUCUAUAAACAUAUCAAAGAAGCAGGAAUGUUUGUGGCUACUCAAAGAACGGAGGGGAUUUCUACCUCUGAUCUCAUCACGCGUAUUGUUCGAGACUAUGACGUCUACGUCAGACGUAACCUGCAGAGAGGAUACACAGCACGGGAACUCAAUGUUGGCUUCAUCAAUGAGAAGAAGUAUCGCCUGCAAGAGCAGGUGGACAGAAUGAAGGAGACGGUGAGGACGGUGGAGGAGAAGUCCAAACAUUUAGUGCACCGUGUUGAAGAGAAGAGCCACGAUCUCAUCUACAAAUGGGAAGAGAAAUCUCGCGAGUUCAUCAGAAACUUCCUGGAGUUGUUUGGUCCUGAUAAAGCCUGGCACAUGAUCCAGGAGCGGAGUGGCCGUGUUCUCCAGGCUCUGUCUCCCUAUCAGUCACCAAGUACGUCGCCCAGCUCCAGUCCCACCAGAGGUCGCUCUACAUCACCUGUCUCCCAAUGGCCCCUGCUCCGCUUCCGUUCACCACCACCUAAAGGAGCCUCUGUCAGCAGCAGUGAGGGUGACGAGGGGGAAAACUAGGUGGAGACUGGCUUCUCUUUCCAACUGCACAUUUGCACAGGCACCUUCUCAUUUUGUUUUCUGUAUUUUAUGCACCAAAAUGCUUGAUCUACAAAUGCAAGGUGCUCAAAGAUCCAGACUGGCUUCAUAAUUCUGUAGAAGAAAAAUGUAAAAAGCAUUGACUUUUAUUAUAGAACUGAACACUUCAUAACUUGUCUUUCAAGUUAAAGGGCUGUACACACACACACACACACACACACACACACAUAUAUAUAUAAAUAACUAUAAUGAUAACUAUGUAAAGCUUCCACACCAACACACAAUAACAUUAUGUUUACUAUAUGCACACACGCUAUGCCACUUUAAAUUCUAAAGCUUGAUUCUGAUUGGCUGCCAGUGUUUUAUUGUUCAUCAGCUGGGAAAAAAAGUCAUUUUGAAAGUGAUUUUAACAAUAUUGUUUUUCUGUGUUGUUAUUGUUAUAUCUGUGAUGUGGACUACCCUAUUCUCAUAUGACUAGAACGAUUACUAAAACUUCAUAGUUAUCGUUUUCGUCCUUGGUAUGAACAAAUACAUAAAAACAUAUUUGUGAGUAUUUUAUAAAACACUGUUUUUCUGAAUGAAAUGAAGGGUGUACCACUGACCUAAUGUAUGAGUGUUUUAAUAAACUGAUCAGGUUAAAUACAACAUAAGCUGAGAAGCAUAUUGCGAAAUAUGGCAUUACACAAUCAAGGAACACAUAAAAUACUAAUUACAUAUUUAAUAUUAUGCUAAUAUUAUUUGUUGACCGUUUCCAGACUGAUCGAUGGAUACUGACAAUGACAUGUACAGUAAAAAUACAGAAAUAUUUUAAAACUAGAACAAAAAGACUAUCAUAAAUGCCUAUAUUGAGAGGUGUGCAUAAAACAUUGUUCUAAAUACACACAUGCACGACUUAUUACCCCAGUCAUGAGUCAUACAUCACUCCAUUGUGCUUAAAAUGGAUCCAAAGCUCACCUUAAAGUGCUACCAGUGAUUGGGUAUUAUGUUUCUAUCCUCUAAAUUCUAUCCUCAGUAGAAUUUAGCAAUGCACUGAAACGAAAAUAUUUGAAAUGCAUUCUGAAAUUCACAAUACACUGGGCAAAAACUGAAACUAAACAAUUUAAUCAACUAAUUAUUGAUUCAAUUAUUUGCCAG